Molecule: messenger RNA, 2582 nt
Organism: Acanthaster planci (crown-of-thorns starfish)
Lineage: Eukaryota; Metazoa; Echinodermata; Asteroidea; Valvatida; Acanthasteridae
Source: RefSeq, a predicted model, not a curated record
AGCAUAAUAAAUGGACUCACUCCAUAUUUUUCCAUCUCCAAUUUCUGAGUACUGGAGCAUAGGCCUUGGGGGGGGGCGUGCAUGCAUACCAUGCAUACCCCGUUAGUUACCAUACCGAUGCUCUCUGGUGUGGCUUUUAUCUGUAGUCUGCCGUUUUAGGCUAAGUUCCUACAUGCUUGCCUGGCCCUCUCCGCAUGAAUCAUACCGUGCGACUCAAGUGUCCACAGCUGCGGCAUUUUCGACUGCAGCAGGGCCGUACCUCCGAAGAGACCUGGUCAGGUACCUUGACCUUGCGAUGGAUCGCGAUGAGCCUCAAAGAAUGUAAGGACUUGAAACCAGACUACUGCCGCUUUGCCGGAGUGUUCAUUGAUUUCAUUAUCAUUGUGUGAGUUCAUAAAUCCAAUGAAAGAAACUUGAGGUGCCAAGAUGUGCUGGUAUACCACCAACUUUACCUCGGUGUUGGGUGAAAUGCUUGCUCAUCAAAGAACAGUUUAAUGCUAUUUAAAGUGACAAUAAACUUCCUAGUCUCCAUAAAAUUAAAAGCCCUGUUUCCUCUUCAAGGAAUACCCUGAACCUUUAUGUCAUUCGUUUCCUAUUACGAGGAUUAAUGUAUUUGAAGUUGCGUGUACCUUCCAAAAUUAUUUCCGCGUCGGUUUAGAUGCUUGAGAUUAAUAAUAGAGCACCCCCUUGCAUUACAAUGGAAGAGACCCAUCCGCCCGCAGGUUCGCGGAAGCUGUCUAUAAAACAGGGUCCUCUCGAAGAUCGGCCAUCCCUCAGCCCAAGACCUUUCGCAGAGACUAGACGCGUCGGUUACUAUAUCGCCGACCCUGAAACGCCGACUGAAUAUUCCAACAUGGCGAAGGCGUACGCUUGCGUGUUGUUGCUAUUGGGAUUGGUGGCAGCGGUGGAACCAAAAUGCUGCUUUCCCUUGAUGGAAAGCUGGAUGACUAAUAUUGUUGCUGGUCUCGUGUACAAGAACGGUGAAGUCAUGACGGAGACCGCCACCUACGGACGGAACACCAUCGACGGCCUCCAAGGCUCGUCAAAGUUCUUCACGAACAUCAUGACAGGCGUUGUCUCCACUGUGCGCAAAGUCCAGAAAUACCAGCCAGGGGUAAAUGCCACCUUCAAUACUUGGAUGAUCUAUGACGAGAAAGAAUGCACCAUCGAACUGAAGCCGUCAGCAAUUCAGAACUGUGUGCCUGAAUUUGCCGAGCUCAGCCCAAUCUGGUACGGGAACCUUAGCCAGCCGCUGGACAUCAUGCGCCGCUACUCCGUGACGCCCGUCGGCGCGCGGCCCGGUGACCGCGACCUGCUGGAGAAGACGCUGUUCGUGGCUCCCGGCUGCAGCUUGGCCAACUCGCUCAAGAUCGACAUCAACCCGACAAAGAAAUUCGCCUCGCUGGUGAACUACGCCAACUUCCGUGUCAUCACCGAUACCUCCGAGUUCGCCGACAUGUUCGACUUGCCAGACUUCUGUCCCCGAGAGGUGCCGACGGCAAACAAGCCUGAAGCUGCACAACCCAAGCCGGAGCCCCGUGCAGAACCCCAGCCGGAGACCAAGAACGAGCGCGCCCGAGACGCGCUGAGAAAUUCCCGGUUCUUCCAAUAAAUCAUCAGGCAGAGCAAACACUGUCGAAACAAGCGACAAGGAGUUCAGAAAGCACGGUUUCCACGUAGCAUGAAUCGGCAACGCUCCCAUCCACAGUUAGGCUGAAAUGGUGGAGCAACGAAACUAGGACUUCGAUUACGAUUAUUAGAAAAAAGUGUAAAAAAUGUGUAAAAGUACAGGCCACAAUUUACCUCAUGUAACGUAGACGUAUUUAUAGUUUCAAUUUUUGUGUUCACUCUAUACGAUAGUAGAUACUCAGUUUUCUCACACAGACGCCUUAAAACAUGAUUUCACUUAGAUUCACUUCUUCCCUUUGCCUAGAAGCAUUUAAAUGUCACGAAAAACUUCCCUUUUGUCACACCGAUUAUAUGGCAGCUGAGUAUUUUUGUGUUUCACAUUUUUUUUCACUUCGGUUAAAACGACAAAAACAACAUAAACGCACUACACACGCACAAUUCCGCCCGCACAGCACGACACAGUACAAAGCAUUCGGCACCCCACGUUGAGAGCCACACGUUAAAACUGCAUGUUUAAUAUAAAAACAGUUCGUAAAAUUUAGCAGAUUUAAGGUGAAUAAUACUGGCAAUAACAUCUGUCCUGACUAGUGGCACAUUAUCGUGAAUCAGAUUUUUGUAAAGGUAAUUAUAUGCUUGGUUGAGGAUGGGCGAUUUCACAAUAAACUAUUGUGACUAAUCUAUGCAAGUUAUUGAAGAGUUUAUCUGGUUCGUUUCUUUAUGUUUUAACUUUUAUCAUUCUAGUCGAUCGAAAUCAGGUCUGAAUCUGACGGCAUGAAAGCUUGAUUUGUUUAUUUCUUCACGUGCCCUGGACAAGGACCUUCUUCCAAACCCAGGCUUCAAUCUGGCGUCAGCCUCGGGGUUUUGACUUGUGUGAUUUUUACAAUCCAUCCGGCACAGUGGCUAGGUUGUUUCUGAUUCAAAAUGGAUUCAUUUCUUGCUGCGGAAACCGUCAU